AUGGACUUCCAAGAACGCCGUCCUCCUCGUGCCUCACGCCCGGGUCAACCUCAACCUCAACAACAGCAGCCCCCAGCUUUUUAUGCAGACCAGGAUUACUCUAAUCGUCCUUCAUAUACUGUCGGUAAUGAUGGCUCUCGAGGCGUAUCUUUUCAAAAUCAAGAACGUGGAGACCGGCAUGGUCAACUCGAUGCACAGCGUCAAAGAGCUUUAUAUCAGAAUCAGCUUUCACCUGGGAAUGAAGAUGUGGAGUACGGUGGACUUGACCCUGCCAGAGUAGGGAGAAAGAAGAGCUUGGUCAGACCUGAUCGUGAAAAGAUUGAGCCUGGCCAUCGGCAAUGGUAUUACCGAACCCACGUCGCACAGGCAGAAGAAGAAGGCGCUCGUGUCGGAGUCCAGCCUUCAACUACCGGAAAUUAUCCUCAAGGCCUCAGGCGAGGAAAAUCCAUUCUCGCUAGAGAGGAAGAUGUCGCCGAGUCCGGUCUUGCUCUGUUCAAGAGAGGGAAUACGCUUAGACGCAAACAAACUUCCUCCUCUACUCAGGCCCCGAUUCCUGAUUCAUCUGAAUCCAAGAAUCGAAGCUGUCUAGGGAAUUAUGCUCCUGGACCCAAAGGCCCUUGGAUGUUGUAUUGCUAUCUCCUCACCGUCUUGGUUCCUCCUUUUAUGCUGAGAGCGUGCGGUAUGCGUACUCCUGAACAACAACGUGCAUGGCGAGAGAAAAUGGGGCUCAUCAGCAUCAUUCUCUCCCUCAUGGCUAUGGUCGGUUUCAUCACUUUUGGGUUCACUGAAGUGGUCUGUGGUACUCCUGCCAAUCGCUUUCAUGGUGGCGCCAUAGGUGAUGAUCGCAUCGGAACUUCAUCCGUGGUCAUCAAUGGUUACGACUAUGAUUUUUCCAACUUCAAACAUCCUGCUGCCGGAUCGACAUUUAACGGCAGCACUAAUCCUCUGAUUACCGGAAAUUGGGGCCUCGGGGGCAAUGACGCAUCGUUCUUGUUCCAAAACGUCAAUCAAAAGUGCCUCGGUCUCAUUACUAAAGCUUCCAAUUCAUUGAUAACAGGGAGCGGAAACGAUCUCGACUGGUAUUUUCCUUGUAAUGUCAGAAGUCAAUAUGGUACGUCGAAUCCUAACACAACCGGCUAUGACUCUUCCACCAACUGCCACGCCUCGUCAACUGCUCGCACCGAUUUGAGCAAUAUGUCUCCCCAAGGUCAGGUUUGGCUGAGCUGGGACGAUGUGCACCAAAGUAACCGGAGCUUGGCUGUAUAUGAAGACAAAGUACUGGAUCUCGAACUGCUGAACUGGCUCAGCGCAAGCGAAGUCGACUAUCCCUCUAUUUUCGACGACUUAAGACAUAACACAGACGGCCUUUAUAACGGAAACGAUCUUACGAUGCUCUUCUACCGUUCUAAUCAAAGGAACAUCGGUGCAUGCCUCCAAGAUAUCAUCACAGUUGGUUUUGUAGACAGCACGAGUAUUGGCUGUUUGGCCUCCGAUGUGGUCCUAUAUCUUUCCCUCAUUUUCAUCAUCGGUGUCGUGGCAAUUCGUUUCGGAAUGGCCUUAUUAUUUUCGUGGUUUUACUCCUGGCGAAUUGGAAAUUUCCCGAGAGAGACCUACGAACAACGAAUGCAGCGUUCAGAGCAGAUCGAGAACUGGACGAACGAUAUUUACCGACCAGCACCCAGUGAAUACCGGCCGAAUGUUACUAAGAAUGGUAUGAAACUCGGCAAAGCUAGGAAGUCUUUCUUGCCUAGUACUUCACGGUUCACUCCGUCUGAUAAUCUGCUGAAGAGUGGCAGACCGUCGACUGCUUACGGGAUGCUUGAUUCUUCCUCAACCAAAGGCUGGAAGAACUCAGUUUAUGCUCCUUCAUUACACAAGAAGGGUACCCCUCCUGAUUCACCCGGGUACAGGCAAUCUAAGAGUUUCUCAUCUAUCAAUGAUGGCUUCGCUCGAGGUAGCUUUGUCGAUAGCCCAUGUCCCUUUCCUCUCAACAACGUCGUGCCACAACCCCCUCCUGACUAUGAGCCUUUCAACUUCCCCCUCGCGCAUACCAUAGCACUUGUCACAGCUUAUUCAGAGUCUGUAGAAGGUCUCAGAACCACGUUGGACUCUCUGGCGACGACCGACUACCCAAACAGCCACAAGUUCAUAUUAGUCAUCGCCGAUGGUAUGGUCAAGGGUGCAGGGAAUGACAUGACUACUCCGGAUAUCUGUUUAACGAUGAUGACGGACCUUAUAAUCCCUUCGCAUGAAGUUGAAGCGCAUUCGUACGUUGCCAUCGCAGACGGUCAUAAGAGGCAUAAUAUGGCUAAGGUCUAUGCUGGAUUCUACAAGUAUGACGAUGCUACUACCGAGAGGUCAAAGCAACAGCGUGUCCCCAUUGUUCUCGUUGCCAAGUGUGGUAAUCCCCUCGAGGCGAACGACGCAAAGCCCGGAAAUAGAGGAAAACGUGACAGUCAAAUUGUUCUUAUGGCAUUCCUGCAGAAAGUCAUGUUUGACGAGCGGAUGACGACUUUCGAGUACGAGUUCUUCAACUCGAUAUGGCGAGUGACGGGAGUUAGUCCAGAUCGAUAUGAGCUCGUCCUGUGUGUCGAUGCCGAUACCAAGGUUUUCCCUGACUCGUUAACAAGGAUGGUCAGCUGCAUGGUGCACGAUGAAGAAAUUAUGGGCCUUUGUGGCGAAACGAAGAUUGCGAACAAAGCAGAAACUUGGGUUACUAUGAUGCAAGUAUUCGAAUACUACAUUUCCCACCACAUGACAAAGGCUUUCGAGUCAAUGUUUGGAGGCGUAACUUGUUUGCCCGGUUGUUUCAGUAUGUAUAGGAUUAAAGCACCCAAGGGCGACUCUGGAUAUUGGGUUCCUGUUCUCGCCAAUCCUGAUAUCGUUGAGCACUAUUCCGAAAACGUCGUGGAUACCCUGCACAAAAAGAACCUCCUACUGCUCGGAGAGGAUCGAUAUUUGACCACCUUGUUGCUCAAAACAUUCCCCAAGCGGAAGAACAUUUUUUGUCCUCAAGCCGUUUGUAAAACUGUCGUCCCUGAUACUUUCCGCGUGCUCCUUUCACAGCGUCGUCGAUGGAUCAAUUCGACCGUUCACAACUUGGCAGAAUUGAUAUUGGUUCGGGAUCUGUGUGGUACUUUCUGUUUCUCCAUGCAGUUCAUCGUUGGUAUGGAUCUGGCUGGUACACUGGUGCUACCGGCUGCUAUCAGUUUCACAUUGUACCUUAUCAUUGAGUCUAUCGUCCCAAAUCACCCCAACACCACCAUACCUCUAAUUCUGUUGGCCAUCAUUCUUGGUCUUCCGGGUCUUCUCAUCGUUGUCACUUCGCGCAAGGUUGCGUAUGUAGGAUGGAUGGUGGUGUAUCUCCUCACAUUGCCCCUCUGGAACGGUCUCCUCCCCGCUUAUGCUUUCUGGCACUUUGAUGACUUUUCAUGGGGUCAAACUCGUAUGGUUUCCGGCGACAAGGGUGGUAAUCAUGGUGAUAAAGAGGGAGAGUUUGAUUCAACACAUAUCGUGAUGAAGAAAUGGGCCGAGUUUGAACGUGAGCGUCGGUGGAAGAGUGGCACUCAAUCGAGGGAUUCGAAUUCCUACGAGAAGAAGGCCGACAGUAACCGCUACUCCUUGGUUACCGAUUCGGACACUUUCCAUCCACCUUCGAACAACGGAUUUGAUUCGAGUACGAUCGAAACGGCGUCUUAUGCCUCUCCACGUCAACGUCAUGACAGCAAUGCGCUUCUUAUGCUCCCGGCGCCUUUAUCAGUCAAUCGACAACCUCAACCUCAACCCAUGGCUUCUUCUUCGUCUUCAUCUGUUGUAGGUCCACGGUCCAGCGAAGAUCACCAAUACAACGAUAAUACUUCAAGCUCCAAUCUUCGCUUGGUCCCGAGCUUCCAAUCUCAGUCUGACCAACAACAUUACACCGAUUAUGAUGCGCCACCUUCAGGCAUUGCACCUCCGUCACGCUACUCUUCUCCUGUUGCUCGUCCAAUGGAAUCACCACAACCCCGGAACAACUUGAGAAGUCCUACGGGCUUCAGCGACGUAUCCAAUCCAUUCUCAACGGCAUCACCAGUUUCUUCGGAUCAUGGCUACACUGCUGAACCUGAGGAAAUGGUUUCUCCUGGCUAUGCACCCGGUAGGCCAGGUGGACGAGCUGCUGGAGUGCGGCUUACGGAUGGCGGACCAGUACCUGGACCGGAAGGUGUGCGGCGAGUAGCGAGGCCGUCGGGUCGACGUCCGCAGUCGCAGAAUAGAUAUUCAAGGAACUCGACCGCCUUCAGUCUACCUCCAGGUGCCGCGCCGCCUCAACCAAAUUAUAGUGGUUCGACAGGUUUCAAUUAA
Molecule: messenger RNA, 4341 nt
Organism: Lentinula edodes (shiitake mushroom)
Lineage: Eukaryota; Fungi; Basidiomycota; Agaricomycetes; Agaricales; Omphalotaceae
Product: glycosyltransferase family 2 protein
Exons: 6
Coding region: 1-4341 (1446 amino acids)
Cellular component (GO): cell periphery; cell septum
Molecular function (GO): chitin synthase activity
Source: RefSeq, a predicted model, not a curated record